Messenger RNA from Plasmodium adleri (nom. inval.), 999 nucleotides. Its product is annotated as tetratricopeptide repeat family protein, putative. The transcript has a single exon. The record is from RefSeq and is a predicted model, not a curated record. The coding region runs from base 1 to 999 and encodes 332 amino acids. NCBI's taxonomy places the organism in Eukaryota, Apicomplexa, Aconoidasida, Haemosporida, Plasmodiidae. Gene Ontology annotation, molecular function: protein binding.
AUGAAUAGCAAUAUGAAAGGUACACAUUUGAAAAGUGUAGAAUGUCCUGAGAAAUGUAAUAUAAAAUAUAGCAAUCUAAAACAAAAAGAUAAUAAUGAUAAUGAAGAGAAAGGUACUACCAUAUUAAAUAAAGAAGAAAGAAAUUAUUCUAAAACAUGCUUAACAAAAAAUAGUAUAUUAAAAGAUGAACAGGUUAAUAAUAUAUAUAAUAAUGAUAAGAAUUAUAAUGAGGUUAUUUCUGAUAAUAAGCAUAUAUAUGAUAUACAUUGUGAAACUAAUGAUGCUAACCUUGUAGAUAACAAAUCAAAUGUGCAUGAUAAAAAUAAUGAACAAAAUUUAAAUAAUAAUAUAACAGAUUUAAAAUUAUCUGAUGAUGAUAAAGAAACGAAAGAUGAUGCAAAUGAAAAAUAUAAUAAAGGAGAUUAUGAAGGGGCAUUAAAAAUAUGGGAAAGGGGUUUAAGAUCUAUCAAUUAUGUUUUAUCUAAAAGAGACGAAUUAAAUCCUGAUAGAUUAGAAGUCUUUUUGAAGAUGCAUACAACAUAUUGUAGUAAUAUUGCACAAGGUUAUAUGAAAAUAAAUAAAUAUUCUGAAUGUGUAAAAUAUUCAUUAUUAGCACAAGAAAAUGAUAAAAAUAACAUAAAGAUAUAUUUUAGGUUAGCUAAAGGUUAUUUUAUGUUAGGUGAAUAUGAUAAAUCUAUUAAAGUACUAAAUGAAGGUAUUAAAAUUAACAAAGAUCCUUCUUUAAUUAAUUUAUUAAAAUUAGUUUUAAAAAAAAAACAAACACAUUUGGAAAAAGAAAAACAUAUGAUGAAACAUAUUUUUCAAAAUCUCAAACAAAAACCUUUAAUAAAUGAUGAUAAUAAUAACAAAUCUUUUUUUUAUAAUAUCUCUUCUUCUUUAAAAUUCAUAUUUAUAUUUCUUUAUGCCUUUUUAAUGAAAAUAUGCAAUUUGGUUUUUGGUUCAAUAAUGGACAAAUUUUGUAAAGUGCAUAAAAGAUAA